GGAUUCGCCGGCCAGUACUGCGAGCAGCGGGGCUGCUGACGGGCCUCGUCCAAGUGGUCCCGGUCCAAUCGUCGGACGAGCAGCGCAACCGAUCGACACCCAGGGCACUCAGCGGAUCCGGAGCCGAGAUGGGCCGCGGGCGCGGAGCCUCGGGCGCCAAGCCCGGCAGGAGGGCCCCCCGCUGCCCGGACGGGGUCUGCUGCCCGAGCAGCGACAGCGACUGCGACUCCGCCUGCUCGGAUUCCGACUGCAGCGAGUGCUGCGGGCGCACGGCGCGCUCGCGGCGCGUCGCGGCUCGCCGUCCCCGAGCCGGCUCCAAGCCCAAAUCCAAGCCCAAGGCCGGCGCCGGCAAGGCGCGCAAGCCCAAGAAGAAGGCCAGGAAGAAGGCUGCCCGCGACAGCUCGACCAGCUGCAGCUGCAGCGACUGCGCGGACUCCGACAGCAGCGACGACUCCUACAACUGCCGCCCGGUCCGCGCCGGCCGCAAGUGCUCCACCUGCUGAGCCGCCCCGGCGCGCCCCGGCUGUCCGCCCCGAUGCCUCGUGCUUUUACUCAUCGUCGACUCUGCCUGGUGUCUUUCGCCGACUGCGCGCAUGUGUCGGUCGGGCGAUUUGUUUGUUUUUAUCCAAGUUCUCAUGUACAUCGAUUGAUCCACCAAUAAUAAUAAUAAUAAAAGUUUGUCUCGAGCAAAGCCCGGCUGGCGAGUGGCUGU
Phymastichus coffea is the source of this 712-nucleotide messenger RNA. RefSeq lists its product as uncharacterized. NCBI's taxonomy places the organism in Eukaryota, Metazoa, Arthropoda, Insecta, Hymenoptera, Eulophidae. The record is from RefSeq and is a predicted model, not a curated record. Bases 129 to 503 code for a protein of 124 amino acids. The transcript has 2 exons.